CUAUCGUUCUUCUUUCCCAACCAUAUAUUAUCCUUAGCAAAAGAAAAGCGUCAGAUAGAUUGGGCAUCACCAUCCCAUCACAUGCUCAAAAACCCGCUAAGCAUAGCACUCUAUUCACAUUGUAUGUGGCGCAUUGCGACUCAGUAAGCAAGAAGAUGGCGGCGAGUAGUACCUUCUGCUUGCUCCACUCUCCCCUCUACCAAUUCCCAUCUUCUUCUUCUUCUUCUUCUGGGCUCAGAAAGUUGCGAGCUUCCACAACUUCUUCGUGCUUGGGCCAGCAAGACAAAGACCCAGUCUGUAACAAAAGAACCAUUCUUUUGUCGAGCAUCGCUCUUCUUCCGUUUCGCCGUUUGAAGCGGGCCCCUGCUCUUGAAUCCCCACCUCCACCCCCAACCCCAACAGAAGAAACUGAGGUGAAGACGCAAGAGGAUAACCAGGAAGCCGAGAAAGCAUCUGAAGUGGACCAACCAUCAAAUUCCUUUCUGACUCUCCUGAAUGGAAUUGGAAUAUUUUCUUCUGGUGUGUUGGGUGCUCUCUAUACACUUGCUCAGAAAGAAAAGUCCACUGCUGUUGCAACAAUAGAAACAAUGAGCAGCAAACUAAAGGAUAAGGAAGAACUGAUUGUUUCCUUGAAGAAGAACUAUGAGUUGAAGUUACUGAACAAGCAGGAGGAACAAGCCAAGCUGGUUGAAAAGGCAAAGGAAGAGCAACUGGCAUUGAUAAACCAACUGAAUUCUGCAAACAGUACUAUUAAACGCUUGGGACAGGAGCUUAAAAGCGAGAGAAGUUUGAUUGAGGACCUGAAACUUCAAAUUGGCCAACUUAAAACUGAGCUUUCAAAGACUGAUACUGAUAAAAAGGAUCUUGAAAACAAUUUGAAAGAAAAGAUAGAUUCCAUUGGAGUUUUACAGGAAAGAAUCAAUCUGCUGAGUGUGGACCUCAAGGGCAAAGAAGAUGUUGUUCAAAAUCUUAAUUCAUUCCUUGCAGAAAUGGAGUUGCAAUUGAAGAGUUUGAAUUCUACCUAUGAGCAAACCAAGGAUGACUUAUCCAAUGUUCAAUUGCAGAUUCAAGGGCUGAAAGAUGAACUACUGAAAAGCCAAGAGGAACUAGAAGCAAAAGAUUCCUUGGUGAUAGAACUAAAUUCAAGAGUGAGUUCCUUAACUCUUGAGAACAAUGAUUUUAGGAGUAAAUGUGAUGUCAUCGAGAAGGAAUACAAUGUCCUAAAGCUCAGUGCUGAAAAGAAGGCUGCUUUGGACUCUAAGGUUUUAAGAGAAAAAGAUGAGGAGCUUCAUCAGCUAAAGGAUCAGUUCGAACUUGCCCUAGGUGAAGCAAGCAAAAACCAGACCGUCAUUGUUGAUUUAUCCCAAGAAAGAGAUGAUUUGAAGGAGGCUCUAGAGAAUGAAUCUAGCAAGGUGAAUCAUUUGAAGCAUGAACUCCAAGUCACCCAAGAGAAUCUUGCAAAAUCAAGAAAUGAGUUUGCUGAAUUGGAAAACUUUCUAACUGAGUCAACUAAACUGCGCAAAGAGCUUGAGCUCAAGGUCUCUAAGCUUUUGUCUGAGCUCACUGAAGUUAAAGAAUCACUACAGAGAAGCCUUGAAGAUGGAAAACAUGAGGCACAAAUGCUAGCAAGUGAGCUUACAACUGCCAAGGAACACUUGAAGGAAUCACAAGCAGAGCUGCAAGGUGUGUCAAAAGAACUAACAACUGCUCUUGAAAAGAAUGAUAGCCUACAAAAAGAAUUAAUUGAUGUCUACAAAAAGGCUGAAACCACAGCAGAGGAUUUGAAGGAACAAAAACAGUUAGUUGCUUCUUUGAACAAAGAUUUACAAGCAUUAGAGCAGCAAGUCUCAAAAGACAAGGAGUCCCGAAAACCUCUUGAGAGGGACCUGGAGGAGGCGACCAAAUCACUAGAAGAAAUGAACCGAAAUGCGGUGAUCCUUUCUGGUGAACUACAGAGAGCUAAUUUUCUUGUUUCUAGCCUUGAAAAAGAGAAAGAGGUGCUUACUAAGUCCCUAACCGACCAAAGGAAUGCAUGCAAAGAGGCCCAAGACAACAUUGAAGAUGCUCAUAACCUUAUCAUGAAACUUGGCAAAGAAAGAGAGAAUUUAGGGAAAAAAGGUAAGAAAUUUGAAGAGGAAUUGGCUUCUGCCAAGGGUGAGAUAUUGCGCUUGAAGAGUCGAAUCAAUUCUUCAGAAGUUGCUGUUAACAAUGACCAAGUGCAGAAAGAUGGAGGUGAAAACAAGGUCAAUUCUUCAAAAGUUGCUGUUAAUGAGCAACAGAAAGAUGAAGGUGAAAACAAGGUUACUGUAAGUGCACGUAAGACUGUCAGAAGAAGAAAGGCUAACCCACAAUAACAUAGAGAAAGUAGAGAGUUUUCUAUUAAAAAAAUUCCGAUCAGGAUCAUGAUAUUCUGUAAUGAACUAUUUGGAAGCCAGUUGAUGUCGAACUCUAUUCACUUUUGGCAUGCAAAUAUUUUCAUGUUGCAAUAGUAUUGUACAAAUGAAAUGGCAUUGUAGGAAUUGUUAAGCUAAGCUUUUUGGAUAGUUGAUUUCUGAAUUCUGAUAGUUUUCUAUUGAUAGUAAAACCUAUAAAAAGGUGAGAAUACGUGUACUAACCAUAGUCUGCAACAUUAAACAUUGGUGUAUAUACAGCUACUUUUCCUUGUC
Messenger RNA from Glycine soja, 2666 nucleotides. RefSeq names its product MAR-binding filament-like protein 1. Bases 156 to 2354 code for a protein of 732 amino acids. Gene Ontology annotation, cellular component: condensin complex; condensed chromosome; chromatin. Gene Ontology annotation, molecular function: chromatin binding. NCBI's taxonomy places the organism in Eukaryota, Viridiplantae, Streptophyta, Magnoliopsida, Fabales, Fabaceae. The transcript is spliced from 4 exons. The record is from RefSeq and is a predicted model, not a curated record. Gene Ontology annotation, biological process: mitotic chromosome condensation.